AUGUCACGGCGUAAACAGGCCAGACCCCAGCAUCUCAAUUCCCGGGAGCUGCAGCCUGAGCGCCCGGAGGUGGCGGCGGAGCUAGCUUCGGAACUCAGCAGUGAUGUUCUGAAACCAGCCAGUCCCUCCACAGACAGCAGCGAGGCCCCAAAAGUCUCCAUUGUGCCUGUUCCUUCAGAAUUGAGGGAACAAACUACUACCCUCGGGGAGAGGACAUUCAACUGCUGUUAUCCAGGCUGCCAUUUCAAAACCGUGCACGGCAUGAAGGACCUGGAUCGACACCUCAGAAUUCACACCGGGGACAAGCCACACAAGUGUGAGUUCUGCGAUAAGUGCUUCAGCCGCAAGGACAACCUGACCAUGCACAUGCGCUGCCACACCAGCGUCAAGCCCCACAAGUGCCACUUGUGUGACUAUGCAGCCGUAGACAGCAGCAGCCUCAAGAAGCACCUGCGCAUCCAUUCGGAUGAGCGGCCAUACAAGUGCCAGCUUUGCCCCUAUGCCAGCCGCAACUCCAGCCAGCUCACUGUGCACCUACGCUCGCACACAGGGGACACCCCCUUCCAGUGCUGGCUCUGUAGCGCCAAGUUCAAAAUCAGCUCAGACUUGAAACGGCACAUGAUUGUGCACUCGGGGGAGAAGCCGUUUAAGUGUGACUUCUGUGAUGUGCGGUGUACCAUGAAGGCCAACCUCAAGUCCCACAUCCGCAUCAAGCACACCUUCAAGUGCCUGCACUGCGCCUUCCAGGGCCGGGACCGUGCUGACCUCCUGGAGCACAGCCGACUGCACCAGGCCAACCACCCCGAGAAGUGCCCCGAGUGCAGCUACUCCUGCUCUAGCGCCGCCGCCCUGCGUGUGCACAGCCGUGUGCACUGCAAGGACCGUCCCUUCAAAUGUGACUUCUGCAGCUUUGACACCAAGCGGCCCAGCAGCCUGGCCAAGCACAUUGACAAGUUGCACAGGGACGAGGCCCGGACAGAGAACCAUGCCCCACCGCCACCACUGGGCAGCGAGGCUUCUCGGGAGGGCAGUGCCCAGCACUUGGCCAAGAUCGUGACCCAGCGGGCCUUCCGCUGCGACAUCUGCGGGGCCGCCUUCGUCAGGAGUGACUCUCUGCGCUGCCAUAAGAAGCAGCACAGUGACCAGAAUGAGGGCAAGACCUUGGAGCUGGUCACUUUUCCCCCGGAGAGCAGCUCCUCGGGGCAGCUGGGCACCCUGGUCUCCGUGGGGCAGCUGGAGACCACACUGGAACCCAGUCAGUGUCUCUAGGCUGGCCCUGGGGAUUCCCCAAAUUGUCACCAGCCCCCAGAAUCUGCUACAAUUCUACAGCCUCCAGAGACAAUGUCUGUAAAACUGAGGUGCAAGGACUAUCACUAAAGCAAUAUCCCC
This is a messenger RNA of Suncus etruscus (white-toothed pygmy shrew), 1389 nucleotides long. Its product is annotated as zinc finger protein 64-like. Bases 1 to 1269 code for a protein of 422 amino acids. Gene Ontology annotation, cellular component: nucleus. Gene Ontology annotation, biological process: regulation of gene expression. The transcript has 5 exons. Lineage: Eukaryota; Metazoa; Chordata; Mammalia; Eulipotyphla; Soricidae. The record is from RefSeq and is a predicted model, not a curated record.